ACCGACGUUGUUGGGGCGCUCCAUUUGGAAUGACCUCCCGGUUGCUGCAGUUUUGGAGAAAAUUCAUACCACGGUGGAGACCUGUGCGCACUCCUGAGAGCAAGUUCAUAAUGGGCGGGAAGACGGAGAGGCUGGUCUGGGUUGACCUCGAGUUUUCAGGCCUGGAUGUCAGUAAGGAUCAAAUACUGGAGAUAGCCUGUGUCAUCACUGAUAAAGAACUCGAUGUUUUGGCAGAGGUUUGUGUCUCUCACCAUAAAUAAUAAAGACUGCGUACUAGCAUGCUCUCACAAGGUCCUUGAUUAGUGGCUUACAAAUAGAGACAUUUCUCAAUUCCCACACUGUGCUGGAGACCACUUGUUUCUCUCUCUGCCUGGGGCAGGGUCCAGACAUUAUCAUCCACCAGUCAGAUGAGGUCCUGGGCUCAAUGAACGACUGGUGCGUCACUCACCACGGAGAGUCAGGGCUAACAGAGGCCAGUCGGUGCUCAAGAGUGGGUCUUGGAGAGGCAGAGGAGCAGAUGCUGGAGUUUGUGAAGCAGAAUGUCCCGGCUGGCCGCUGCCCCCUGGCCGGGAACACCAUCCACAUGGACAAGAGGUUCCUCGACAAGUACAUGCCGCGGCUCAUGCAGCACCUACACUAUAGGAUUGUCGAUGUCAGCAGUGUGAAAGAACUCUGCAGGCGGUGGUAUCCAGCAGUGUUUUCUAAAGCUCCAAAGAAACAACUGAAGCACAGAGCUGUGGAGGACAUUAGGGAGAGUAUUGCUGAGCUCAAGUACUACCGAGGAACUAUUUUUAAGAGUUCUUGAAAAAAUAAACUCCCGAUUGUAGCUUUGUAAUACCCCUACGUCUGUACCUGGUCUGCGGGCUAAGUUACUUUUUCUCAGGUGUGACCAAAACCUUGUACACAAAUGAAGGUAU
This is a messenger RNA of Geodia barretti, 917 nucleotides long. NCBI's taxonomy places the organism in Eukaryota, Metazoa, Porifera, Demospongiae, Tetractinellida, Geodiidae. The record is from the annotation of a GenBank genome assembly.